AUGGCCGACUCCAGUUUACCCCACCGUCCCAAACCCGAAGAGACGCCUUCGCCUGCAGAGGGAGCGCCAGCCGCUACAGCAGCUCCCGAAGGUGCUCCUGCGCCCAGCAAGAAUGCCUUGAAGAAAGCUGCAAAGGAAAAGGCCAAGGCUGAGAAGGCCGCCCAGCGCGCCGCCCAGGAAAAAGCCCAGCAGGCGGCCCAAGACGCCGUCGACACCGCCAAGGGACUGUACGGUCGAUUGCCCGACUCCGAGGACCUGGCGCCCGUGACGAAUUUCUCCCAGCUGUCGGGAGAUCUCUACGAGAAGGAAGUGACGGUCGUCGCCCGCGUCGAUAACGCGCGGCAGCAGAGUGCCAAGCUGGCGUUCUUGAUGCUGAGACAGCAAGGGAAGAAGGUGCAGGCGGUCAUUGCGGCGGCGGAGCCGAUUUCGAGGCAGAUGGUCAAAUGGGCCGGCGGUAUCAACGUCAAUUCCAUCGUCCAGGUCACCGGCAUCGUGAAGAAACCCAACGUUCCGAUCGUCUCCGCAACCCUGAGCGAGCUCGAGAUCCACAUCCGCAAGAUCUACCUCAUCGCCGAGGCAGCCCAGCAACUGCCGAUGCAGGUCAAGGAUGCGGAGAGACCCCCGCCCCUCAGCGAUAUCGUUGAGGACGGCACUCAGGUUGACGCCGAGGGUGCUCCUAUCGUCACGUUGAAAACCCGCCUGGACAACCGCGUCCUCGAUCUGCAGACCGAAACCAGCCAGGCCAUCACAUGGAUAUCGAGCGGCGUUGCGGAAUUGUUUACUGAGUACAUGCUGAAGAGCGGCGCGCGGUGGAUCUUUACGUCCAAGCUGACUGGGUCCUCGUCCGAAGGAGGCAGCGAGGUUUUUGAAAUCAAGUACUUCAAGAGGAAGGCCUACCUGGCUCAGAGUCCUCAGCUCUACAAGCAGAUGUGUAUUGCCGGUGAUAUGGAGAGUGUCUUUGAAGUCGGCCCCGUCUUCCGGGCAGAAGACAGCAACACCCACAGGCAUCUGACGGAGUUCACCGGUCUCGACUUCGAGAAGACAUUCCGUCACCACUACCACGAAGUUCUGGAAUUUGCCGAGCAGCUUCUUGUGUUCAUCCUGACUCAGCUGAAAGAACGCUACAAGGACCAGAUUGCCAUUAUUCAGAAGUCGUAUCCCAAGGCUGGUGACUUUAAACUUCCCAAGGAUGGCAAAGCUCUUCGAUUGAAGUACAUGGACGCCAUUGCGCUGCUGAAGGAGGCCGGCGUCGACGUGUCCGAGCAGGAACGAUUCGAAAACGACCUGACCACUGCGAUGGAGAAGCAGCUGGGGCAGAUCAUCCGGGAGAAGUACGACACCGAUUUCUAUGUGCUCGACAAGUUCCCGAUGGCUGUUCGGCCGUUCUACACCAAGGCGGAUCCCGAGGACCCGCGAUUCUCGAACUCGUAUGACUUUUUCAUGCGUGGAGAGGAAAUCAUGUCUGGCGCUCAGCGAAUCAACGACGCGAAAGAGCUAGAAGAGAGCAUGAUCGCCAAGGGAGUUGACCCGAAGUCGGAGGGCUUUGAGGACUAUCUGGCAGCUUUCCGUCAGGGCUGCCCGCCUCACGCAGGCGGUGGUUUGGUUGAUGGUUAUGAUUUGUUAAAUGCGAUUAGGAGAAAGAAGACUAUAUGUAUUUGGCGGACUCUUCCCGAGAGAUUCCCGGCGUCAUCCCCCCAUUCAAUUUUGAAAAAGGCAGAAAUGCCUGAAAAGCGCAAAACCCCCUCGUCAUCGGAUCCCGGAAACGACUCGCCGUAUGCCAAGAGGUCGCGCCCGCAGACCCUCUACGCCGAUGCCGCUGCCGCUGUCGAUGAUGUCGAUGCAGAUGUCGAUGGGGAUGACGAUGACCAAGAAGAAGGAGUAGGAGUAGGAGGAAGAGGAGGAGGAGGGCUGCUAGCGUCGAGCUUGAAGUAUGCUCGCGUGCGCCCUCGCAGCGACCCUGUCUACGGCCAGAAGAGCGCGUUUCCGGGCCUGGACGAUGCGAAUGCUGCGGAUGAGCUGUUCUAUGGGCCGGCGGAAGAUGGGUUGGAGUAUCUUCGAAUGGUUCGGACGGACGGUUUUCCUAAUACUUUGAUUUAUUUAUUUAGAUCGGAGGCCAAUUCUCUGCCUACUCUGUUCGUUGCGCCGAAACCUACGACUACAGAGGCUGCCAUUUCUAAGGAGGUAGCUAGAACAGGCGGCGGUGCCGCCGACGAGGAGGGGGAGUUGCAAAGGGAAGAACAAGAACCGAGUGGUUAUUAUCACGAUGGAGUCUACAUGGCCGGGAUACCGGGAGGAGAAGAGGUCGACGACGAAGAAGACGAAGGAGGGGGAGAGGUAGAAGGCGAAGAAGAGGAGGAUGCGCAAGCGUCCUACUACAACCUCCUGCGGCAUCGGUUCCUCCUCCUCCGGUCUACCCUGAGAUGCUCGCCACCGGCUUCCGCGAUCGCCGCCCUCGACGAUUCCCACCCGAUCAGUCUGCCGUAUAGCGUGAAGUCGGCGCGCUCGGAGUGGCGCCGUCUCCUGAUCACGACCGAUCCGCAGAUGGUGCAGCUGGCCUGCAUGGACAUGAACAGCGUGUUUGGCGCGCUCAAGAUCGUGGCGCGAAUGCUGUCAGAUAGUGUCAAAACGAGGGAUGCGAUGAGGAUACGGAGGAUUGGGGCGUGGGCUUGGGGGUUGUUGGGGCGAUGUCGCGACGUGGGGCAGCUGGCAAGCGAGGAAGUCAGCGAACUUCGUGACCUCGGGAAGCGGGCUGUCAAGAUAUUGUCGAAGCUGAGAGAAGAGGAGAGCGCGAAGAGGGUUGGUGAUGAUCGUGAUGAGCAUCGCCGGGGAGAAGGGGAUUCUGACUCUGACGAGGGACAGACAAGAGUCCAGGCCGAGAAAGAGACCGGAGUCGUCAGGGAACCACCUUCCGACAGCAUCUCUCCUCAAGCCGAUCAACAGCCGGUAGUAGAGACGACAGAAGCGACGCAAACGUCUCACAAUUCAUCGUCCGCUCCCGCUGCAGAAUCAACAGCACCAGCAUCAGAGCAACCAGAAGGCGCAGACGCAGACGCAGACCUAGAAGCAGCAAAGGCCCGACUCCAAGCGCGACUGCUCCAGGUGAGCCCAACAACAGAGGACUCGCGAGAGAAAUCGACCUCUUUUUCCGUCGAAGGAGAAGAAGAAGAUGAGAGACAGUCCAGAGCAUCCAAAUCUAGUCUCGACCUCGACGACGCCGCUAAACACACGCGCGCAAUGCUCGACAUGAUCAUCACCAUUGUGGGCGAGUUCUACGGGCAGCGCGAUCUUUUAGAUGCGCGGGAUGUAUGGUGA
Rasamsonia emersonii CBS 393.64 is the source of this 3312-nucleotide messenger RNA. RefSeq names its product Aspartyl-tRNA synthetase Dps1. The record is from RefSeq and is a predicted model, not a curated record. Gene Ontology annotation, molecular function: RNA binding; ATP binding; aspartate-tRNA ligase activity. Gene Ontology annotation, biological process: spliceosomal snRNP assembly; aspartyl-tRNA aminoacylation. Lineage: Eukaryota; Fungi; Ascomycota; Eurotiomycetes; Eurotiales; Trichocomaceae. Bases 1 to 3312 code for a protein of 1103 amino acids. The transcript has 6 exons. Gene Ontology annotation, cellular component: cytosol; cytoplasm; aminoacyl-tRNA synthetase multienzyme complex.